UAAUAUAAGAGUAGCUCACUUCUCUACAGCACUAGCUAUGGAGAUGGAUGGCAUUUACACUGGGCUGCAGAAGCCCUCGGAGGAUGUCUACUCAACAGUAAACCAACCCCAGGGGAGGAGAGCAGGAGCAGAACAGGGUGUCUCCACUGCUGGUAAAGCUCCUCCAUACAGAUGGGCUGCAUUGGUCCUGGCAGGGCUGUGCACUCUCUUAGUGGCUGCCAUUAUAUUCCUCUCAGUCUACAUUACUAACUUCCGGGCCAAGAACCUCGAACUCCAAUCCCAGUUUUCAGAACUGGAAAGGAACUACACCAACAUGUCUGCCACAGUUACUAACUUCCAGACCAAGAACCUCGAACUCCAAUCCCAGUAUUCAGAACUACAAAGGAACUACACCAACAUCUCUGCCACAGUUUCUAACUUGACGGUGGAGAGAAAUCAAAUCCAAUCCUGGUAUUCAGAACUGGAGAAGAACUACAGCAACAUCUCAAAGAAAUACUCAGCACUGGACCAGUACUGUCCCAUCGUAGACACCUCUUCCAAGGAGCGAGUUUGUAAAUCCUGUCCACAGAACUGGGAGCUGUUCAAUGGCAAGUGUUACUACUUCUCCACUGAUAAAAUGAACUGGAACUCCAGCCGUGAUAACUGCACAUCACUGGGGGGGCACCUGGUGAUUAUAGAGAGCGAUGGAGAGCAGAAAUUCCUAUCGGAUAAGGCUUGGAACAUCACGCAAGCGGCUAAUAUAAUCAAAGAAGAAGAGAAAGUCCACUGGAUCGGCCUGACUGAUGCUGUUACUGAAGGAACCUGGCUCUGGGUGGACGGCACUCCUCUCAUUGGCAAUGUCAAAGCAAAAUUCUGGGGCAGUAAGAUUUAUAAUGGUGUUGAUUAUGGUAAAGAGCCUGAUAACUAUACUGGAGUGGACCCGUCUGGGGAAGAUUGUGCACAACUACAUCCAAAGAGGAAUUCCAAUGAGACCUGGUUUGAUGCCUCGUGCACAAAACAAUAUAAAAGGAUUUGUGAAACUAAGACAGUGAUUGCCUAAUAAGAGGAUUAUCAGGACAAUAGGAAGUUAGGGUUGCUGAAGCACAGAGAAAGAUUAGAAAGAAUAGAAGAAGCUCAGUUCAGAUAGACAAGCAUGCAGGUCAUCCCCCAACAUUACCAUAUUAACCGUUUGAUUCCCACAUUAUGAAAAAGCACAGAUAACAAUGAGCUGGUGGUUAUUUGUAUUUAAUGUAGUCUGGCCUUGAGAACAGAAUUGCAUUGUUGUUCAGAAACAAAACUGAAACAUAAGAAUCUCAAAAUGUGAAAGUGCAUCUGAGACAUAAAACUUACCUCAGGUAGUUUAGCAAUGUGAUCAGAAUUUCAGUAUUUAUUUAAAACCACUGCACACAUGCACCGAAGUGACUCGCUAACCCUGAUCUCUUGUAAAAUAUAUAAAUAUUGGAUUCACCCAAAUAUAAUGUGAAAGUUCUCUAGGAGGCUAGAAACAGUUAUCAUGUUCACCAUGUAGAGUGGGACACACAGAAAGACACGAUGAGUGCAGAAAGCUCCACAUCUUGCAUGAGGACCCUAACAACAAGAUUGGAAGCCCUGUUCACACUUGUAUCGGUAGGAUACUAGUACAGUUUGUUUCAUUAUAAAAUAUACUGGUACGAAUCCACUUUCUCUCCUAACUCAUUUUCCAAUACUGGUACAGAAUCGAUACAGCUGCGAUAUACCUGUCCACAUUCAUGUAUGUUUAAAUCAACAGUGUUCAGGUUCUGGACUUGUUUCCAUGAUGACCUCUGUCACAUCUGUUAGUGGUGUUUUAGAGUGGUACUGCUCUUCAGUACCCUUUACCUCAUAGUCAUACUCACUUAUUUUGUAGGAGAUUAUUUUGUCACUUAUUUUGGCAUUUUUGGUGCAGCUCAUGAUACGGGUAUUGCUCACCGUAAAAUGUAAAGCUGUUUAAAGUAUUUAAACUUUAAAGCAAGACAUGUGUGUGCUUCAGAAUAUUAACUUACCUGUAUCGAUACCGUGUCGGUUUACCUUUCCACACUUAAGCUGUUCCGAGUCCUAACGAAACAGUACCGGUACGAAACCUCUUUUGUGAGUUUCGUAACGAUACAGUUACAUCGAUACGACAACAAUAAAAACUCCAGUCUGGACAGAUGUUUCAGUAUGGUUCCGCAACGAAUAAAAAUGGUAUAAAAAUGCUAGUGUGAACAGAGCAAAAGGCUUAAUCGUAAUGAUGGGUAGAUUCAACUUGAUUCCUCACAGGGAGGGGCCAGCCCUACCUAACUGAUAGAAGCACACCCCCACAGACAGUCUGAAUCAGCACAUUGAUAAAAGCACCAGCUGAAACGAUGGUCUACUUGACUACUCCCACUGUCUAAAUAACACACAAACAAGAUUGUACAUGGCAGCCAUGAGGAUUCAAUACAUGUUGAUUGCACAUCAUUUAGGUCUCCAUGAUUGCCUAUUGAAGUCAGGGAUGAAAACUUCUGAAGUAAAAACCAUAUUCAGAAACAACCGGUGUGUGUGUGUUAGUGCUCACAGAUUGCAGUGUCAAACUGAACAAGAUUAUGAGAUCUGGAUUUCAAUGUAAUGUCUUACUAGUGCAAUAUUCUUCAGCAGUUUGA
Messenger RNA from Polyodon spathula (Mississippi paddlefish), 2618 nucleotides. RefSeq names its product CD209 antigen-like protein C. Gene Ontology annotation, molecular function: carbohydrate binding. Gene Ontology annotation, biological process: immune response; biological process involved in interspecies interaction between organisms. NCBI's taxonomy places the organism in Eukaryota, Metazoa, Chordata, Actinopteri, Acipenseriformes, Polyodontidae. The transcript has 8 exons. The record is from RefSeq and is a predicted model, not a curated record. Bases 38 to 1039 code for a protein of 333 amino acids. Gene Ontology annotation, cellular component: external side of plasma membrane.